Molecule: messenger RNA, 2248 nt
Organism: Selaginella moellendorffii
Lineage: Eukaryota; Viridiplantae; Streptophyta; Lycopodiopsida; Selaginellales; Selaginellaceae
Product: indole-3-acetic acid-amido synthetase GH3.10
Exons: 4
Coding region: 396-2132 (578 amino acids)
Cellular component (GO): cytoplasm
Molecular function (GO): acid-amino acid ligase activity
Source: RefSeq, a predicted model, not a curated record
CUCCGAGUUCUUGGAUCUAAAACAGCCCUGAUUUCUCCACACUUCAUCCUCGACCUCCCUCGCCAUGAAGGUCACUGACUCCUUCGCCACCUCGGCCUUGAACGCGGGCAUAAACGGGGAUGUUGAGAACGGCCAAAGACGACAGUUGCGCCCCUUCCUUCUAUUCCCGGCCCAAGAUUUCCACUAGAAUGGAUCGAAAAAGUCUAGCUCGUGUUAUACAGGGGAGGAGGAUGACGUCUUUGAUAGGGCAGCGAGGCUGGGAUUUCCAAUCUUACAAGUUAUCCAAUCUCGACGCACGAGUUCUUUGACGAAGGGUUUUAAAACUGUCGGUCUUCUGUGAAAUAGAAAGCUAUUCGUGUCGCGUAUCCUUUUACUGAGGGUUUCUAAAAUACACGAUGGCGAGCAUUGGUGAAUUUGAGCGAGCUUGUGAGAAUGGAGCUUCGGUCCAGGAGGAGCUGCUGGCCGGCAUUCUCCGCAAGAAUGCAAGCACCGAUUAUCUCCAGAAGUUUGGGAGCCCCCAAACUCCAGCUGCUUACAAAUCCCAGGUUCCAAUCGUAUCCUAUGAGGAUGUCGCCGGAGAGAUUGAAAGGAUUGCAUCCGGGGACGAGAGCCCAGUUCUUUGCCAGGACCCAAUUAUUUGCUUUUUCGCGAGCUCCGGCACAUCAUCUGGGAAGCACAAGAUUAUUCCAGUCACUGCUGAGAAUAUGUCCGCCACAACGAGAGCAAUAGAACUUUCCAGUGCUUACAAAGCAAGAUGUUUCCCGGAGCUUGGAAGUGGGAGAGUGCUCGGUUUGUACUACUGCAUCGAUCAAUUUCAUACCAAGGCGGGGAUCUUGGUGGGAGCUGGCACCACUUACACGAUCAAGAACUACAGAAACUUCUCAAGUAAGUUCACGACUCCGUACGAGAUGAUCGUGUCCGGGUCAAACUGGCGGGAGCUGACGUACUGCCACUUGCUGUGUGGCUUGAUCCAGCGAGACGCGGUGGAACACAUCGAGUCGAUGUUUGCCUACACCAUCUGCGAGUCUCUGAGGAUCCUCGAGAGCGAUUGGGAGGAGAUUUGCAACGACAUAAGAACUGGCAGCUUGAUCAGCGGCAAAGUCACACACGCAAAGCUCCAAGAAGCUUUCGCGAGGUUAAUUCUGGAUUAUAACGAGCUGGAUCGUGUCCGCAAUGCCGAGGCCAUCACCAAGAUUUGCAGCAGAAAAUCAUGGUCUGGAAUUCUUUCCUUGCUCUUCCCGCGAGCAAAACUGGUUUCCACAGUGGUGACCGGGGGGAUGGCACACUUUGUUCCUCAGUUAAGAGAUUACGCAGGUGUCAAGCUUCCAAUCUCCGGGAAAGACUACUACUCGUCUGAGGGAGUUCUUGGGAUCAACACAAACCCCGCUUCUCCUCUUGAGGAAGUCGUCUUCACAAUUUUACCACACAUAAUGUACCACGAGUUUCUUCCGCUCGGUGCUAAUAAUCCAGCUGGUGAAAUCCUGGCUCCACACGAGGUUGUCGUUGGGCAAGAGUACGAGAUCGUCAUCACGAACUUCGCAGGAUUAUAUCGAUACCGAGUCGGGGACGUGGUGAAAGUAUCGAGUUUUUUCCAUGGAGUUCCUCAGCUGGCUUUCAGCCACCGCAAGAACGCGGUUCUGAGCGUCCAAAAUGAGAUGGUCGACGAGCAAGAGCUCCAAAAUGUGGUGAUGGAAGUAUCAAAAGAGGCAGGGAUCGAGGUGGCGAACUUCACAGCCUAUGGCAAUUCCACCGCUGUUCCUGCGCACUACGUGAUCUUCUGGGAGCUCAAACGCAGAGAAGGGAUCAACAGAGAGCUCUUGGAGAGAUGCUGCUCGAGUAUAGACAGGUCUUUCAAUCCGGGAUACACUGGAAAGAGGCUGGAUGAAGUGAUCGACUCGCUGGAGCUGGUGAUUGUCAAGGAAGGGACGUUUGAGAGGCUGAUGGAGGAAGCUGUGAGGAAUGGAACAUCGCCAGCGCAGUAUAAAACUCCAAGGUGUGUGACCUCUCCAAGAAUGCUGGAAGUUCUAGAGUCUGGACGCGUCCAGAGCUACAAGAGUGGGGAGAUGCCUAGAUCUGUGUUAGAGAGCUGGGAGCCAAGCUUUCCACAAGGCAGUGCAUCGCGAGAUGCCUAGAAUAUACCUGAAAAAGCAUCCAGAUUUGUCUCCAACAGAAGUCCGCCCCUCACCUCAUUUUGUCUGGCUGAGAUUUCUAAGAACAAACAUAGUUAAGGUAGCAAAAUCAUAGUCAA